UUAUCAAUCGCAUGCAAGUGUGCGGAACCAAAAUCUGAAAAUUGUAACUUUUAGUCCAGACCGCUGUAAAAAUGGUUUAUUGCUAAGUAAAACCUCCGGAAAACUAAAAAAACAAACGCUCCCGUAUAAAAUAACCUUGUAGGCGUCCGUAAGAAACCAACAAUUCAAUAUGCACCGAUUAGCCAGAACCGGAACUGUUUUGGCCUUGUAUCGGCAAAGUCCGACGGCAGUGCUAUCACGGUUUGAGAAUGUCGCCCUCCAGUGUAGUGCGUGCUACUCCUCCCGACGGCCCGGAUUCUUCUCCCAGGUGCUGGACAACAUCAAGCAGGAGAUGGAGAAGAACAAAGAGAUGAAGGAAAAUCUGAAAAAGUUCCGUGCCGAAGCGCAGAAGCUGGAAGAAUCGGAAGCCCUCAAGGCGGCGCGUCAAAAGUUCAACACCGUCGAGUCGGAAGCCUCCAAGGGAAGCGAAGUGCUGAAAGAUAAUCUCGGCAAAAUACGGGGGAAGGUUACUGAAGUAUUGGACGAGGCAUCGAAAACGGACUUUGCCAAGAAGGCCGGAAAGAUCGGGGAGGAGCUCGGCAAAACCGCCAAAGGAAUGGGUGAAACAAUUGCCGAGAAAGGACAGGAGCUGGGCAAAACGGGAGCUUUUCGGGGAAUUUCCGAAGCAACAAAAGCCGUACGGCAAGAAAUCGACAGUCAAGGUAUCCAAUCGAGGGUUUAUCGGGCUCCGGAACAGUUGCGAAAACGAAUCGAGAUUAAUUUGGCCGAUGCGAAUCGAGUUUUCGAGGCAAACACCGAAGCUGUCGGCAUGGAGCUACACAAGGAUAGCAAGUUCUACGAAAGCUGGGAAAACUUCAAGAACAACAACGCUUACGUGAAUAAAGUUCUCUCGUGGAAGAUGAAGUACGACGAAUCGGAAAAUCCGAUGAUAAGGGCUUCCAGACUGCUAACAGACAAGGUGAGCGACGUGAUGGGCAACCUCUUCUCAAAAACCGAGCUGUCGGAAACGCUCACGGAGAUCUGCAAAAUCGACCCGAACUUCGACCAGAAACAGUUCCUGCGUGAUUGCGAGACCGACAUCAUCCCAAACGUGUUGGAGGCGAUGGUUCGCGGUGAGUUGGAAAUUCUUAAGGACUGGUGCUUCGAGAGCACAUACAACAUAAUUGCGACCCCAAUCAGUCAGGCCCAGAAGGCGGGCUACUUUUUAGAUUCGAAAAUCCUCGAUAUCGAAAACGUGGAUCUGGCAAUGGGCAAGGUGAUGGAACAGGGACCGGUGCUCAUUAUAACCUUCCAAACGCAGCAAAUUAUGUGCGUGCGGGACAGUAACUUGGUUGUCGAGGGGGAUCCGGAGAAGAUUAUGCGAUGCAAUUACGUGUGGGUACUGUGUCGGGAUCCGAACGAGCUAAAUCCGAAAUCGGCAUGGCGGUUAAUGGAACUGCAGGCCAACAGUAUCGAACAGUUUGUGUAAGUAGGAAGGGACUUAAGAAAUUGUUAGCGUUAAACGUAGCAGGGGGAACCUUACUCCGGGAGCCAGUAAAAAUACGAACAGUUGAUAUCUGCGUUGGUUCGUGUUUUGAAAAACCUUCCGGACGUUAGACCGUUACAAAUCUUUGGAACAAGUGAUCCGGUUUUAUCAUCUUGGAUCUAUCGGAAGCUUUCGGUAGCAACCAGAAAAAAUUGCAAGAAACCAGUGUAUGUGCGCUAUGAGCUGAUGAUAGCUUUUAACUUUGUUUAAGUUAAUGGAUUUAGUAAGGAAUUGCGCAGAUGUAAAGACUAUUAAGGAGAGCACUACUACAAUAAAAGGAAACUUUUUCGUUUGUACAGUAA
Messenger RNA from Uranotaenia lowii, 1827 nucleotides. RefSeq names its product mitochondrial import inner membrane translocase subunit TIM44. Gene Ontology annotation, molecular function: protein-folding chaperone binding. The coding region runs from base 170 to 1468 and encodes 432 amino acids. Gene Ontology annotation, biological process: protein import into mitochondrial matrix. The record is from RefSeq and is a predicted model, not a curated record. The transcript has 4 exons. Lineage: Eukaryota; Metazoa; Arthropoda; Insecta; Diptera; Culicidae. Gene Ontology annotation, cellular component: mitochondrial inner membrane.